CACUAAACAACCAUUGUCAUGGUGGAGCCGAAUCGUGAUAGUCAUGCAUAAUAACACCAUUGCCCCCAGAUUUUGAAAGCAUUUUCACAAUAACCAAGUUAGUUUUUUCUCAAUGCGUUAGCAAUUGAUUACUUCUCCGCGUAUUGGAAGAAUGCCAGAGGCUUCAGGGCGGGCGUCCGCAUCCUUUGCGGCUCACGAAAGAAGUCCGCUUCUCCGCCAAACAUCAGCUUCGCCAUCUGAUAACGGAGCUAUCGAACGAGGUCCAGAUGAAUCCAGCAACGGAAAUGGAAAUGCAAUUCCCAUCCCGGACGAACCGAGUAAUAAGAGACUAAUUCUCACUCUGGGAAGCUGUUGGGUCGGUGUCUUUCUUGCAGCGCUUGACUCUACGAUUAUCGCGACGCUCACCGCGCCUAUCUCGACCUCUUUCAACUCAUUAUCGCUUCUUUCUUGGCUUGCAUCAGCUUAUCUGAUCGCAAAUGCCGCUCUUCAGCCGAUAAGCGGGCGCCUCACAGACAUCUUCUCUCGCCGUACAGGCUUGGUUUUCUCCAACAUCUUCUUCUGUGCUGGCAAUCUAAUCUGCGGUCUGGCAAAGGAACAAUGGGUCAUGAUACUGGGCCGAAUCGUCGCAGGAAUGGGCGGCGGCGGGUUGGUGGCCAUUGCUACAUUUGUGGGAUCUGACCUUAUUCCUCUACGAAAAAGAGGCGUGUGGCAAGGCAUCGGUAACCUCAGCUUUGGUCUGGGCAGUGGUCUCGGUGGUGUCUUUGGUGGCUGGAUCAACGAUGUCUGGGGAUGGAGAAUUGCCUUCCUCGUGCAGGUACCGUUUGUGGUUGUCUCUGGGCUUCUUGUCUCUUUCACUGUCAAGGUGCCGGUCAAACAAACAGAGACCUCUCGCGUCAAGCGUAUCGAUUUUCUCGGCGCAUUGGCCCUUGUCACAAGCCUGGUGCUGUUGCUCCUCGGGCUUAAUUCCGGUGGAAACUUGGUUCCAUGGACACAUCCCUUGGUCUUGAGCACACUACCACUCUCCGCGGUGUUCCUGUUGCUGUUCAUCUACAUCGAGGACAAGGUUGCAUCGGAACCAAUCAUUCCAGUCCGCCUCUUGCUCAAUAGGACCGUUCUCUCAGCUUGCCUGACAAACUGGUUCGUUACCAUGUCGAUCUACGGUCUCCUCUUUUACGGUCCGAUCUAUUUCCAGAUCAAAGGGCUCUCCACAACGGCUGCGGGCGCGCGUUUGAUUCCUCAAAGCAUCGGCACGGCAAUUGGAUCUCUGGGAUCCGGAAUGAUCAUGAAGGCAACCGGUCGCUACUAUUACCUCAGCAUGGCUAUUCAAGCACUCCUGCUGCUUGGGGGUGCGCUCAUUGCCACCAUGAACCUGGGUACUCCCGACUGGCCACCGUUUAUCUACUUUGCUCUUUGCGGCACCAGCUACGGUGGAAUGCUCACCAUCACGCUGCUGGCUCUGAUCAGCGCAGUCGAUCAUCAAUACCAGGCAGUCAUUACUUCUGCUUCAUAUGCGUUCCGCUCAACCGGUUCCACGAUUGGCGUCACCGUUGCCAGUGCCGUCUUUCAGAACAUCUUGAAGCGAGAUCUCUGGCAGAAAUUCGGCGACUAUGACAAUGCUGCCGAAGUCAUUCGCCGUGUCAGAGACAGUUUUGACGAGAUUCAUCACCUGCCGCCUGGCUGGAAAGAAGGCGUGCUGGACAGUUACAUGGACGCCGUGAGAGCCGUCUUUGUGACUUCCUUGGGUAUUGCGGUGCUAGGCACCCUCGCGAGCCUCGCGAUGCGAGAACAUACGUUGCACAACAACCUCGCCAGGAAGUAAUCGCCUCCAAACCUAAUGCAACAGAUACGAGCUUGUAGAUGAAUACAUAGUUGAGCGCAGCUUUAUUUUCAAAUAAGUGGGGUACUAGACUUCCGAUUCACGACUUCACCGAGCAAAAAAAAGCAUCCAAGUUUAGACAUUUGCUAGGUUUAGCUAGACACAAUAGAAACACGAGC
Xylona heveae TC161 is the source of this 1995-nucleotide messenger RNA. Its product is annotated as MFS multidrug transporter-like protein. Gene Ontology annotation, biological process: transmembrane transport; basic amino acid transport. Lineage: Eukaryota; Fungi; Ascomycota; Xylonomycetes; Xylonales; Xylonaceae. The transcript has 2 exons. The coding region runs from base 152 to 1819 and encodes 555 amino acids. The record is from RefSeq and is a predicted model, not a curated record. Gene Ontology annotation, molecular function: basic amino acid transmembrane transporter activity. Gene Ontology annotation, cellular component: fungal-type vacuole membrane.